CCUUUUUUUUAAUAACUCAGUUAGUAUUGUUUUGUAACUCUGUCAGUAUUGUUUUUGAAAAACCAUUUCGAAAUUCAUGGAGGAAAAUAAAUUAGACCAACAAACUCAGAAUGGUGACACACCGAUGUUCAAGAAUAAUAAUGCUGGAGAAGAUUACGAUCCGUAUCUUCACCGUAAUAUACCGAAUGCUACAUCGAACUAUCAAACACUGAUUCAUCUACUAAAGGGAACGCUGGGAACUGGAAUUAUGGCAAUGCCAUACGCCUUCUCAAAAGCGGGAUAUGUUUCUGGCCUGAUGAGUACAGUUUUCUUAACGUUGAUGACGACGAAUUGUUUUUUAAUGCUGACCAACAAUCAGUACAUUUUGUGCAAGCGGCAUCGUCGUCCCACGUUAUCAUAUCCGAUGCUGAUGAAAAUGUCCUUGGAGGAAGGGCCUUCAUUCUUGCGAUGUCUGUCGAAAAUCGCUAUACCAUUUGUAGAUGGAUUUCUAAUAGGCAAUCAAUGUGGAAUCUGUUGUGUCUAUGUGGUAUUUACAGCUGAAAAUAUUGGUGAAAUCCUGAAUGAAGCUUGUGGAGUCUAUUGGAACGUUAAAAUUUACGUUGCAAUACUACUGCUGCCAUUGAUGCUUCUGAUGUGUGUUAGAAAUUUGAAACACCUGACUCCGUUUUCCCUGAUUUCCAAUUGCAUAACAUUUGUGGGUGUCGCAAUGUUGUUCUACUAUUUCUUUGAGGACGGUAUUGCCGGGCCAUCGGAGCGAAAAGCAAUUAAUUCGAUCGAAAAUUUCCCAUUGUAUUUUGGCACAAUUCUCUUCGCAAUAAAUUCAUUUGCAUUGGUCAUUGCUGUGGAAAAUAACAUGAAAACCCCAAAAUCUUUCAAUAUGAUAAUGAGUAUAGCAAUGGGUGCUAUAUGUGUACUGUACGCCGCAUUUGGUUUCGUUGGAUAUUUGCGAUAUGGCGAAAGUUGUAAGGGAAGUGUUACACUGAAUCCUGACCAAACAGAGACUCUAGCUAAAUGCAUUCGCGGUAUCUUCGCAUUAGCAAUUUUCAUUUCCUAUGGCCUACAAGGAUACGUUCCAGUUUCUAUCGUUUGGGGAACAUAUUUGAGUAAAGUGUGGGAUAACCCCGACAACAAAAUCUAUUACGAAUUUGCUGUUCGUAUAUCAUUUGUGCUGAUAACAUGUGGUGUUGCUGCGGCUAUUCCAUUCAUCGGAUUAUUUAUUAAUCUUAUUGGAGCAUUUAGCAUAUCAAUGUUGGGAAUUAUCUGUCCAGCUCUCAUGGAAAUUUGUGUUUUAUACAAAGACAAACUGUCGAAUCUGAUCCUCGCGAAAGAUAUUCUCUUGAUUGCAAUCGGAGUCGUUGGUCUAGUUUUUGGUACAUUCACUAGUGUUCGAGAGAUAAUUGAUAUGUACAAUAAAUAAAUGCAAUUUAACUUAUGUGUUGUA
Molecule: messenger RNA, 1441 nt
Organism: Bradysia coprophila
Lineage: Eukaryota; Metazoa; Arthropoda; Insecta; Diptera; Sciaridae
Product: proton-coupled amino acid transporter-like protein acs
Biological process (GO): amino acid transmembrane transport
Cellular component (GO): vacuolar membrane
Molecular function (GO): L-amino acid transmembrane transporter activity
Source: RefSeq, a predicted model, not a curated record